Drosophila willistoni is the source of this 2288-nucleotide messenger RNA. RefSeq names its product zinc finger and BTB domain-containing protein 17. Gene Ontology annotation, molecular function: DNA-binding transcription factor activity, RNA polymerase II-specific; RNA polymerase II cis-regulatory region sequence-specific DNA binding. NCBI's taxonomy places the organism in Eukaryota, Metazoa, Arthropoda, Insecta, Diptera, Drosophilidae. The coding region runs from base 678 to 2030 and encodes 450 amino acids. Gene Ontology annotation, biological process: regulation of DNA-templated transcription. The record is from RefSeq and is a predicted model, not a curated record. The transcript has 3 exons.
UGUCGACGAAUAUCGUCAUCGACAACAACAACAGUAACAGCAACAAUAACAACAACAACUAGAAGAAAAACAAUAUAUGAAAAAGUUUUCCCGACAUUUCGAUUUCGAUCGGCGUUUUGUGUGUGUGUUUGUUUUUUUUUUUGAUUGUUCGUUUUGCAAUAAUUAGUGAGGAUCGGUUAAAUAAACUACCAUCAUUAUUAUCAUCAUCGCCAGCAGCAGCAGCAGCAGCAAUUAACCAGCGCUCCACCCACCCACCACCAACCAGCUAUCACACAUCUUUGUGUGUGUGUGUGUGUGUGCGUAUGUGGUUGUAUGAUGAAAUACGUGAAAAUCUUCAGAGCAUACGAAUUAAGUACAUUGUGUGUGAUAUAUUAUUGAUGGCGCAUCGAUUCUCUAUCUGAAUCAUUCACAUAACGUCUCUUCUCGAUAUAAUCGUGCAAACAUAUUGACAGCCAGAAUCAAUCAAUCGCCCCAAAAAACAAAAGUUAAAUAUAUAAAAAAAAAAACCCACACACAAAUCUCUGGUGAACGACAGCUUUUCAAUCCAUCCCCAAAGAACAAAAACAAAAAAUAAAUAAAUACGCCGGAUCUCCAGAUUGCAUCCCCCCCAUCAAAUUUGAGAGGGAAUUUUGUCUAACGAAUCGAAUUGGAUUGGAUAGGAAUUGGAAUUGGAAAGCAUGACCAAAGUUGAGCAAAAUACACCCAUACCCGAAGAGCUGUACAACUUGACCCAAUUGGCUAAUGUCACCCUGGCAGCGGGUCCUUUAAGUACAGCCAGCAGACAACAGAGACAAAGUGAAACCGAAAUGAAGAUGAAUACAAAUUUUUAUGCCUCAUCGGACGAUGAUUCGAACUAUUAUAGCCACAAAGUGUUUGAUCGCAGGAAAUUGCGUAGAUGCACCAUAUCCGAUUCGAAUUCAUGUGCCAGCAGCAGUUGCAGCAGCAGUGCCCAACAGUCCAGCGAGGAGCAACCGCAUUCGCAUUCGCAUCCACAUCAUCAUCAUCAUCCGAACGGUGAAAUUGUUACACCAUCUCUCCUUGAUGAUGACCACAUUUGCCCUGAAUGUGGCAAGAAAUAUUCCACCUCAUCGAAUCUGGCACGCCAUAGACAAACCCAUAGGUCAAUUAUGGAUAAGAAGGCACGGCGUUGUCCCUACUGUGAGAAGGUUUAUGUCUCAAUGCCGGCAUACUCGAUGCAUGUGCGGACACACAAUCAAGGCUGCGAGUGCACAUUUUGUGGCAAGUGCUUCUCGCGUCCCUGGCUGCUGCAGGGCCACAUACGCACCCAUACCGGAGAGAAGCCCUUCAAGUGCAGUGUUUGCGACAAGGCGUUUGCCGAUAAAUCCAAUCUCCGUGCCCACAUUCAAACCCACUCGAAUACAAAGCCCCAUACAUGUUUACGUUGCGGCAAGGCAUUCGCAUUGAAAUCGUAUCUCUACAAGCAUGAGGAGAGUUCGUGUAUGAAAAAUCGAACCGAAACACGUAGAUCGACUGUACCAUCAACCUCCUCCUCUUCAUCAUCAUCAUCAUCAUCCUCGUCGUCCUCCUCAUCAUCUUCGUCGUCGUCGUCGUCGUCACCAAAGCUGGUGACAACGAUAGCAUUAGCUGCUGCCUCCCAAGACUCGGCUAAAUCGACAUUGGCCAACAAACUGCUACAGAAGAAGAGAGAUAUCAAUGUCAAGCAAUCAUCGUCAUCCUCAUCGGCAUUGAGUAGCUUUGGUUACCGUUCGGAAUCCUUUAUGAUGUCCUCUACAAGCGAGGAUCAUGAUCGUUUUAAACGCAUCAGUGUUAUACAGCCAACAGCUGUCAUCUAUCAGGAUUUGCAUCCAUUAGGUGCGACCUAUCUACACUAUUCAGUUUCGAGUCCAGCCACAGUAGCAUCCACAACAGCAGCUGGAACAGCAGUGGCCACCGGAGCCAUAUCCACACCGCAGGAUCAGCCAGUGGACUUUUCGCCAAAGAACAAUUUCACACAUUCAGCCAAGACAAGUCCCUUCGAGUUGACUGGCAAUUACGCCAUCAUGACCUAAAUGUAUCCACACGGAAUCGACAACCCCCCCAACACACACACACACAGAUACAAAAGACGCCAAAAAUCGCCAACUAACUCCUAUUUGACCCUCCCUUCAACUCAACUCAACUUCACCCAACCCCUUUUCCAUCUCCAAAAAAAAAAAAGAAAAUGAACUUUAGUCAACAAAUAUGUGAUAAAAUUACCAUUAGAGAGUAGAUGAUUCCAAAAAGUAAAGAGAAAAAAAACAAAACAAAAGAUGCAAGUAAAAAAACAA